This is a messenger RNA of Closterium sp. NIES-67, 2470 nucleotides long. The record is from the annotation of a GenBank genome assembly. Lineage: Eukaryota; Viridiplantae; Streptophyta; Zygnematophyceae; Desmidiales; Closteriaceae.
CCGACGUGCACCUCAUUGCCGUCCCCUCCAUCGCCGCUGCUAGACUCCUAGCCGCCGCCUCUCAACUAGUUUUCUGUUGGGUGGAUUUUCAAAAACCCCCAAUGCGCCAAACGCCAUAGCUCGCUCGAUAGUUGACAGAAUUGAGUGAUUCGACUUGCAAAAGAACGCUCUUGGUGUCAGCUACAACGUCGUAAAAUUUCGGACUGUUUCAUCGCUUGGAUUCCGCCGCGGGUCCACCCGCCGCCGCUCCCUCCCGGCCACCGCGGGUCCACCCGCCGUCGCCUUCCUCCCACUCCGUGUCACCAAUGUCAUCCUUCCCCCCUCCCGUCGACGUCUCGACCCUCGAUCAUCUCGUGCGCGCUGCCGACAACUCAGCAACCAACUGGUAUUCCUUCGUCGGCAGCCUCCACCGCGUCCUCGGCAGUGCUUAUGUCCUGCCGUUCCGCCUCCUGGACAUCAUGCUUGGUCUCCUAGAGGGUGACCUUGGGGACCCGCCGCCUCACCCUGGCGAUCCCCCCCCUCUCAUUCCCCAUCCCGGCGAGGAACCUUCGCCCCCCAUAGUACCCGUUGGCACCAGCACUCGCGCUGCCACCGCUGAAGUUGAGCAGCUCUUCCUUACUCAGCGUCGUGAGUUCCUCGUGCUCCAUACUGAUUACCUGAUCGCGUUGGAGGAACACGAGCGGUCGGCAACCCUCCGCACCCAGCAUGCCGCUACCGCCGCCGCUUAUGCCGCUGACUCUGCGCGAUUUGCUGAGCGUCGUCGCGCCUGGCUCGAGGCGGACAGCCGUGCUACUGGUGCCCUUCUCCUUGCCAUCCCGUCUGCGCUCAUGCGCAACUUCCAGGCCCGCCAGAUUUGGCUCGAGCUUGAGGCAAUGUUCGAACGCACCGACUUCGAUGCUGUCGGACCGCUCUUCAAGGAAUACUUCAGCAUCACGAUCGAACAUAGUGCUGGCGCUGUUGACUACACCAGCCGUCUCCUGGACCUUGCCUCCCGCCUUGAGGCUCGCCAGACUACUCUCCCCCCCAACCUUCAGAUCUACCGUCUCCUCGAAGGCCUCUCCCCUCAAUAUGAAGUGCGCGUCAUUGCCUUCACUGAGGCUCAGCCCCGCGCCUCCCUUGACACUGUGGUCCAAUGGAUCAUUGACGCUGAGGCCCGCCUUCUCUCAACCCCCCCCUCCGGCCUGAACUCCACCGCGUCCCAAAACCCCCAGCUUGCAGUCACACAGCCGCGUCGUGGCGGGCGCCCACGUGGCGGCCGCACCAACCCUCAGGGAGGUGGUGGAGGUGGCGGUUGUGGGGGCAGCGGAGCCGGCGGCGGUGGUGGCGGGGUCGAGGGUGGCAGCAGUGGUGGUGGUGGAGGCAGUGGUGGCUCAUCUGGUAGCCGUGGUGGCCGCCCUGGCACUCUUCCCCCAUGUUCCUAUCUUCGCCGUUUUGGUCCCAGGGCGGGUGAGCACUGCACCCAAACCAACCAUCCCCCCGCAACCUGCUUCAAGGCGUAUGAUGACGCCUGGUUCGAGCGCGGCAACACUGGCACCCCCCCACGCUGGUCUGCCAUGGAUCCCCGCCCCUCUCUCCAGGAUGUCAAAACUCUUCCGUCUUUCCUCCCCUCUCAUCUUCAGCUCUCCUCCUCCUCCUCCUCUGUCGCUGACCCCAUAACUCCCCAGGAGCUGCAGCAGUUUCGCCGCUUCCAGCAGCUGCAGCUGCUGCAGCAGCAGCAGCAGUGGGGCUCUGGUGGUCAGGCUGCAGCCGCAGCUGCAGGAGCCACAGCCGCAGCAUCUGCAUGGCAGCAGCAGCAGCUUGGCUUUGGCACCGCCGCCAUGGCUGCCACAGCCACACCAGCUCCCUCCUCACUCACGAUUGACUUUGUUCUCGAUAGUGGUGCCACUGAAACUGCCCUCAAAGAUGCCGGCACCCUCACCUCCCUCCCUUUCCCCACCAACGUUCAUGGCCAUCCAUGGGGUUGGCCAACACCACCCCUACCCUCCCUUCCCUUCAUUGAGGACUCCCAUGAGGAGCUCAUUGGCGUUCAGCAACAAACACCUUCCCUCACGCCUCUCUACCCGGGCUUCCUUGGCCUCCUCAUCCUUGGCAUCGCUACCGCUCCCACCAGAUUCACUCCGUCCAACUUCCUUGAGGCCAUCACCUGCCCCGAUGCUGCCAAGUGGAUCCAGGCUAUCUUUGCUGAAUGCGAGGCCUUCAUCCGCAAUGCCUCAUUCGUUAACAUUGUCCCCUCUCCUGAAGACGUCAUUGUUGAAGGCCUCUGGGUGUUCCGAGUGAAGCAGCUGCCGGGCUGAGCUCUAUGCUUGCACCAUGGCCGCUCAGGAGGCUCGCUGGCUCACCUUCCUCCUUGCUGAGAUCGGUGCUCCUCAGUGCUGUCCCACCCUCUGGUGCGACAACGCCAGCACCAUCCAUCUCACAAAGGACCCUGUCUUCCAUGGCCGCUCCAAGCACAUUGAACUCCGCUACUUCU